Mytilus trossulus (common blue mussel) is the source of this 701-nucleotide messenger RNA. RefSeq names its product lysozyme-like. Bases 82 to 507 code for a protein of 141 amino acids. Gene Ontology annotation, molecular function: lysozyme activity. The transcript is spliced from 5 exons. NCBI's taxonomy places the organism in Eukaryota, Metazoa, Mollusca, Bivalvia, Mytilida, Mytilidae. The record is from RefSeq and is a predicted model, not a curated record.
GUUAUAUCCACAGGUAUUUAAACACUUCUCAUCAGUUUGGCAGUAUUUUGUUUUGAAUCGGAAAAUAAAGAUAGCUUCAGGAUGCCUCUUAUUCAGUUAUCUCUGCAAAUCAUGGUAAUAGUUUUGACUAUCAAUGCUGGGUUGAUUGAUGCAGGAAUUUCAAACACUUGCUUAGACUGUAUUUGUGACGUAGAAUCAAAUUGUAACAAAGAGAUUGGAUGUGCGGAUGACGGCGGAUCGGAUUCCUGUGGACCAUUUCAAAUAAAGAAAGUGUACUGGAUUGACUGUGGUAGACGAGGUGACGGUUAUGAAGAGUGUACAAAGGAUUAUGAUUGUGCCAAAGAAUGUGUUCAGGCUUACAUGAAUCGUUAUGGAGAUUCGACUUGUGGAACAACUUGUGAAGAUUAUGCACGUAUGCAUAAUGGAGGUCCUGAAGGCUGUAACAAAAGUGCCACUAAUGCAUACUGGAAUAAGAUAAAAAAUGCUGGCUGUAGCAGAAAUAGCUAAACCUUUAAUCUAUAAAUUCAUUUUGAGACUUUAUGUAAUCGGCACUCACUUUUUUCAUUGACUUUAAAUAUCAAAACUACCAUUUCAGAAGCCUGACAUACCUUGUAUAUAUAUUUCAUUCUGAUAUUCAAAAGAGUCUUAAUCAAUAAUUUUUCUCUUUCUUCAUUUUCUCAAUAAAUGCUUCCUAUAUCGCA